Messenger RNA from Rotaria sp. Silwood1, 1350 nucleotides. NCBI's taxonomy places the organism in Eukaryota, Metazoa, Rotifera, Eurotatoria, Philodinida, Philodinidae. The record is from the annotation of a GenBank genome assembly.
AUGGAUCGAGAUAUAGCUCUUACGUUUGCUCAAAGCGCUCGACAGGAUUCUCGCUUGAUUGGUAUUAUCUAUCAUAUAAAUAUUGAUCCUGUCUAUCUCAAAUCUGCUUUAUUCGCUUCAUUGGAUAAUGAGAGUUAUUACAAAGUGGAAAAUGAGUUUUUAUUUACUAUGUAUACGAUAUUUCGAAUCGGAGAAAUAAUACAACUUGGAUCGGAAUUGUGGCAAGUGGAACUCUCACUAGCAAGUGAUAAAGAUGAGGAAUUAAAGAAACUUGCUGAAAAUAUUCGACAAGCAACACAAGGAUCAACAGGAUGGAGUCGGCUUGGUAAAAUGUUGUUGACAAUGGGAAAGUUCGAAAAAGCUGAGAAAGUUCUCCAAAUACUUAUCAACAAAUCAUCCGAACAUGAUUUAGAACGGCUUGCUGAUCUUUAUCAUCUAAUGGGUUCAGUUAAAGAACAUAAAAAGGAAUACGACCAAGCAAUGAUGUUAUAUGAAAAGGUACUAAACAUCUAUCGAUCAUCACCUGACUUGAAUCAUUUACAUUUAGCUAAACUUUACAAUGACAUUGGUUCAGUAUAUCUAUUUAAAAAAGAAUAUUCAAAAGCACUAGAAUAUUAUGAAAUGGCACUGAACAUACAAGAAAAAUCUGAUCUUUUAAACGAUUCAGAUUUAGUAAUUACAUAUGGCAAAUUGGCAGAAAUUUAUAAACACUUGCGUGAUUAUCCUCAAUCUUUACGAUUCUACCAAAAGGAGUUAAAUAUUUAUAAAAAAUCUACUCCUUUCAAUUAUUUAAAAUUGGCUACUAGCUACGAACAUAUCGCUGAGAUUCAUUACAAUAUGAAAGAAUAUUCCGAAGCAUUAAAAUUAUUUCGAAAGGUGUCUAAAAUUCGAGAAAAUCAUUUACUUCAAAAUAAUACAAAAAUAGUUAUUAGCCAUAAAAAUCUUGGCAAAGUACUUGGCAAAUUGGGAUCUUAUCUAGAAGCAAUCGAACACUAUCAAUAUGCACGUCAUAUCUUGGCAAAAUCUGCUCCGGUGAACUUUUUAGAAUUGGCUAUGAUUUGUUAUAAAAUGGCUGAGAUCUAUAAGAAAAUAGGAAACAAGCUAAAAACACUCGAAAUAUAUCAAGAGACGUUAAUAAACUUAGAUAGAUCUUCACAUCGAAAAGAAAAGAUUUCAGCGACUAUACACGACAAUAUUGGUCAAGUUUAUGAAAGUUUAGGUGAAUACGAAAAAGCAGUAAUCUCUUAUAGACAAGCCAUCCAGAUUGAACAACUAUUAUCGCCUCAAAAUGAUAUUCAACUUCAAUUAUAUAAAAAACAUCUUUCUCAAGUUCGAAAAACAAUUAAAUAA